This is a messenger RNA of Prorocentrum cordatum, 1230 nucleotides long. Lineage: Eukaryota; Dinophyceae; Prorocentrales; Prorocentraceae. The record is from the annotation of a GenBank genome assembly.
AUGGCGCCCCUCCGCAGGGCGGCCGCCCUGGUCGUGCUCGGGGCCCCAGCGGUCUCAGCGCUGUCCGUGGAUGCCCGGGCGGGCUGCGGCGGUCCGUCGAUGGACUUCCCCGCGUUCGUCGAGAAGUAUGGCCGCUCGUACCAGGUCGGCACCGACGAGUACAGCACGCGCGAGGCGGUCUUCCAGCGUCGCACCGCCCGGAUCGCGAGCCACAACUGCAACCCGGCGGGGCUCCACACGGCCGAGAUCAACCACCUCACCGACUGGACCCCCGAGGAGCUCGCCACGCUCCGCGGCCACAAGUCCCGCAGGGGCGCGUCGGGGGGCGUCGGCCAGUCGCCGUUCCUCCUGGCGAAGCGGGGCAAGGGCGUGGAGCAGCCUGUCCCGACGGACUUCUCCUGGGGCCACCUGGCCUCCAUCAAGGCCAACAGCAGCGAGCAGGGCACUUGCGGCAGCUGCUGGGCGCAUGCCUCGAGGCUGACCAUGGAGUCCCGAGCGGAGAUCAAGGGGCUGACGAACAUCGGGUUUUCGGCCAACCAGCUCAUCGCGUGCACGCCGAACCCGAAGCACUGCGGUGGCGAGGGCGGCUGCGACGGUGCCACAGCCGAGCUCGCAUACGAGUACGUGUUCAACAAGGGUCUGCUGCAGGGCAGCGAGUGGCGCGCCAAGGCGGGGGACGACCAGAAAGCAGAGUGCCCUAAGGCCCUGAAGGCGUCCACCGAGGUGGCCACCAAGGGCAUCAUCGGCGCCGACGGCAGCGAGACGCACCGCGCCUCGGCGAAGAUGGCCGGCUUCGCCACUGGCCUCACGGGAUGGACGAAGCUGCCCGAGAACAAGGAGGACGCGAUCGUGCGGGAGUUGAUGACCAACGGCCCGCUGUACGUCGCUGUGGCCGCCGGCGACGGCUGGUUCGACUACAAAGAGGGUGUCAUGACGGAGGACUCGUGCGAUAGGGACUUCAUCGUGAACCACGCGGUGGUCCUCUUCGCCUGGGGCGUCAAGCAGAAGACCGUCCGCGGGCCGGUCAAGUAUUGGCAGAUCAAGAACUCGUGGGGCCCGCAGUGGGGAGAGCAGGGCGCGGGCCGCUUCAUCCGCUCGGACCACGAGGAGAAGGUGUGCGGCUGGGACGAGGACCCCCAGUCGGGCUCGGGCUGCGACGGCGGCCCCGAGAGGGUGUGGGUCUGCGGCACCUGCGGCAUCCUCUACGAUGCCGUGGCGCCGCACUUCUGA